UAAUAUUCCGUCAUCGGGCUCAGCAGUGCGCGUAUGUUGACCAACAUCAUACUAAUGCUGUUGAACUGUAUACGCAGCAAAUUAUUUGAGUUUUUCAUUUGACGAACGCUUUAAUAACCAAAACUCUUAGUGAUCCUAGAAUUUAUUCGUGUAUAGAAAUUAUUUCAUAGAUUUGUAUUUAAAUGGAAAAAAUGUUGAUAAGGACUAGACAAAAUGUGUGCAAAACUAGACUAGCGACAAAAGUCAGAGUGAUACUGUUUUUCGGUAUUCCUAUUUUCUACAUGGUGUUUCUAGGGUCAAUUUCUAAUUCAGAUUAUUUCAAAGAUUUUUCUGAAACUGCAUCAGGUGCAGUGGAGAGAUUUUCUCCACGGAAACUAUUGGGUGUUUUGGAAAGCGGCAAAAACUGCACGCCAGCCGCCAUACUAGAGUUCCCUUCCGACGGGCUCAGCCGUGCGCAGAGGCAACAUGGCUUCAUCGUGGUGCAUUGUGUCCUGGCCGUGUACUGUUUCCUCCUGCUCGGGGCGGUCUGCGAGCAAUACUUCGUGCCUGCCAUCGACAUGAUAUGCGAUCGUCUAACAAUGGAGCCAGACAUCGCUGGAGCCACUUUCAUGGCGGCUGCUAGUUCUAGCCCAGAGCUGUUCAUUAACUGCGUGGGUACCUUCGUGACCCAGGGAGACCUGGGCGUGGGAGCUAUCGUUGGGUCCGCGGUCUUCAACGUACUAGCUGUGCCAGCCUGUUGCGCUUUCUUUGCUGGCAGAGUCAUAAACCUGGACUGGUGGUCGAUAUCGCGGGACUGCAUGAUGUACGCGGUGGCCGUGGUGACCCUGAUCCUGACACUGCUGGACAACAAGGUGUACUGGCACGAGGCGUUGCUGCUUGUGCUUAUGUAUACUGUAUACAUUUUAACGAUGAUCUUCAACAGCCGCUUGGGCAACUUUGUCAAAGGAGGGUGUUGCAUUUUCAAGAAACCUAAAAUAUAUACAGAAAUCACUCCGCUACUAAUAAAAGAAAAACAACACGCGAAAGAUGUAUCGCGCCGCCUGAGUCGCACCAACCCUAACUUGGACUUGGAGGAAGGCAUGGAGAUGACACGUCGUCACAACUCUACUGGUUCUGACACCAGCAGCGAUAGUUCCAUCUGGUCUUGGCCAGACGAGAAGACUUCAAUCGCGAAGAAGUUCCUAUGGCUGCUAACCUGGCCCAUCAGUCUGCUUCUCUGGUUGACCAUCCCCGACUGCCGCCGUCACCCCUCGCUCUACCCACUUACCUUCAUUAUGUGCAUAUCUUGGAUCGGAGGAGUGUCUUACUUGGUUGCUUGGAUAAUCACUAUAUUAGGGGACACUUUAAAUUUGCCGGAUAGCAUCACUGGCCUCACGAUCUUAGCGGCUGGCACGAGUCUCCCAGAAGCAGUAUCAAGUGUACUGGUUACUAAUCAUGGCAAUGGCACGAUGGGUAUCAGUAAUUCCAUUGGCUCUAACACCUUCGACAUUCUGUUGUGUUUGGGAUUGCCCUGGCUUGUUAAGGCGUUGUUCUACCCUACUACGCCCGGCAAGCAUUACGUGGCAAUGAACUCUAGCGGAAUAUCAUACAGUGCUAUAUCCCUUUUGUCUACCCUAUUCGCCCUGUACGGCAGCCUGGCCCUCAACAAGUUCCAGCUGGACUGGCGCGUCGGCAUCACAUGCUCUGUGGUGUACGUCGGUUUUAUCAUCUUCGCUACACUCAUAGAAAUGAAUGUCUUUUUCGUAGUCAACCUCCCGACGUGUUUCCAUUGAUGUGGUGGAAAUCUGAAUAUUUACAUUGUUUGUUAAAUAACAAUAAAUAAUAAUAAAUUAACUAUUAAGCCAAAAUGUAGUGUUACAUGUGCACUUUUGUACUCCUAGGUUUAAACUUAUUCGCCACCCUCACAACAAAAAUGAAUGUAUUCUUCUUUGCCAACCUUUUGUUUCCAUUGAUGUUUUAGAAACCUGAAUAAAAACAAUUAUUAAUAAAAUAACAAUCAUUAAUGGUACUUAAAUAAAGUAAUUAAAAUACAUAUGAUGAAAUAUGAUAUAUGACCCUUUACUUGACAUGCGAAUUUUUAUUAUAAGGUCAACACAAUAAUUAUCCUAAACCCUAAUGUGUUAUACUUAACUUUGUUAGUAAGUAGUGACGUAAGAUCUAGUUGUUAAAAUUUUUAUUAUAUACAUAUUUUAUAAUAUUUCGACAAAGUUCCUUAUAAGUUUUUUCUAGAGUAAUUGUUAUAGUACAUACAAGAUAAGAACGUUUGUAAUUUUUUUCAAAUGUAUUUCCAAAUUAUAUUUAGUCAAGGUCUCAUAGAAAUAAGAAUAGUUCUUUUUAGAAAUAUGUACUUACCUAAUAUAUGAAUGAUAUAUUCAAAAAUA
This is a messenger RNA of Amyelois transitella, 2381 nucleotides long. RefSeq names its product sodium/potassium/calcium exchanger 4. Gene Ontology annotation, cellular component: membrane. The transcript has 11 exons. The record is from RefSeq and is a predicted model, not a curated record. The coding region runs from base 183 to 1772 and encodes 529 amino acids. Lineage: Eukaryota; Metazoa; Arthropoda; Insecta; Lepidoptera; Pyralidae. Gene Ontology annotation, biological process: calcium ion transmembrane transport; intracellular calcium ion homeostasis. Gene Ontology annotation, molecular function: calcium channel activity; calcium, potassium:sodium antiporter activity.